Molecule: messenger RNA, 1708 nt
Organism: Pteropus alecto (black flying fox)
Lineage: Eukaryota; Metazoa; Chordata; Mammalia; Chiroptera; Pteropodidae
Gene: RBM11
Product: RNA binding motif protein 11
Exons: 5
Coding region: 64-801 (245 amino acids)
Biological process (GO): regulation of alternative mRNA splicing, via spliceosome
Cellular component (GO): nucleus
Molecular function (GO): single-stranded RNA binding
Source: RefSeq, a predicted model, not a curated record
GCAGGAAAGAGGGCGUGGCUUCGGCACCUCCUCCUCCUCCAUCCUCGGGCAAAGAGCGGAGGGAUGUUCCCUGCUCAGGAGGAGGCCGACAGAACGGUGUUUGUGGGGAAUUUAGAGGCCCGUGUGCGGGAAGAGAUCCUUUACGAGCUGUUCCUUCAGGCUGGGCCAUUAACCAAAGUGACUAUAUGCAAAGACAGAGAAGGAAAGCCGAAGUCUUUUGGAUUUGUCUGCUUUAAACACCCAGAAUCAGUGUCGUAUGCCAUAGCUUUGCUGAAUGGAAUUCGUUUAUAUGGAAGACCUAUUAAUGUGCAGUAUCGAUUUGGGAGUUCUCGCUCUUCUGAACCAGCUAACCAAAGUUUCGAGAGCUGUGUUAAGAUAAAUUCACACAGCUACAGAAAUGAAGAAGUCAUGGGCAGACCUUCUCUUCCCAUGCAGUUCUUUCCAACUAAUAAUGCAGCUUUACCUCAAGAAUAUUUUUUCUUUCAGAAAAUGAUGAGUGUCUUUUUCUCACAGCAGUGGCAUGCAUAUAAUCCAGCACUGCAGCUUCCUUACUGUGAGAUGACAGCACCACUUCCUAAUAGCACAUCCGUGUCUCCUUCACUAAAUCACAUUCCAAAUCUAGAAGCUGGACCCAGCUCCUAUGAAUGGACUCACCAACAACCACAUGACUCUGAUCUUUAUCAGAUGAAGAAACGAAAGAGGCAAAAACAAACCAGUGAUAGUGAUAGUAGCACCGAAAACAAUAAAGGAAGUGAAUACAGCCAAAAGUUCCAAAAGUGUAAAAAGAAGAAAAGAUAUUAGUAUUAUAUUCAAAUAAAAUUUAUCUGUACUUGUAUAAUGCUCUUUAAAGAAAAAAAAAAUCAAUUGUACUACAUAAGCAAUUUCAUGGCUUUCUUCUCUUUUUUGAAAUAUGUAAUAAUAUAACAUCUGAUUUGCUAUUGAAUUUUUGUCUUGAGUGACAAAAACAAUAAUAAAAUGUACUACUUGUAUUUGUAAUGGUUUUGUUGACACAUCGUCAGCAAGAAAUACACUUUGAGUUGUUAUAUUUCAGUACUGAUGAUGAAAUUGCACUAAACUCUCAGUCAAAAGUCACUGAGCAGUUAUGGAUAAGGCACUACGCUGUCCUAGAUUGUUGCCUAUAUGGAAUGGUGGGUUUUCUGAAUGAAACUAGUGCAAAUAUUUAAGAGUUGCAUGUGGUUCCCAACAAAGACAGAGCAAGCAAUUUUUUAUGUCUAAAUAUGUUAUUUCUGAGCCUUACAGGUUAAUUUCACAAAAUGAGGAUAUAUGACAGUGAUACCAAAGGAAAGAUGAUUAUCACAGGCUAGUUUUAGCAUCAUUUUCUCUUUAUACAAUUGUAUGUGAACAUGAAUAUCUGUCUCUUCUCAUUUAUUGUAUUUCACAAAAAUAGUUGGCUAUGUCAGAAUUUAUUAUCCACCUCUUUUGCAAAUGAGUUAGGAGGGUAUAUUUGACAUAUUUAAGUCUUGAAAAUGAACAAUAAAAUAUUUCAUGUAUGAUAUUUAAUAUCACAUCAAGUUUCCUAUUUUUGAUUCUUUUAUUUUUAGAAGAUAGACUACAUGUAAAUUUAUUGGUUUAUUUGGACAUUUUUGUUAGCUUUGCAGCUCAACAUAAACUAAAAUUUGUGAAUAUAUUUACUAAAGCUAAUUGGAACAAUCAUGCAUCUUCAAUUAAAGUAACCCAUUGAAUUUAA